This is a messenger RNA of Penaeus chinensis, 2891 nucleotides long. Its product is annotated as synaptosomal-associated protein 29-like. NCBI's taxonomy places the organism in Eukaryota, Metazoa, Arthropoda, Malacostraca, Decapoda, Penaeidae. Gene Ontology annotation, molecular function: SNAP receptor activity; syntaxin binding. The coding region runs from base 178 to 1044 and encodes 288 amino acids. Gene Ontology annotation, cellular component: SNARE complex; plasma membrane. The transcript has 7 exons. The record is from RefSeq and is a predicted model, not a curated record. Gene Ontology annotation, biological process: synaptic vesicle priming; synaptic vesicle fusion to presynaptic active zone membrane; exocytosis.
GCAGCAAUCAGCUGAUUCAGUGUAGUGUGACAGAGCCUGCGGAGGAGCUUACGAACUGGCUUAUCACGCAAUAACAAAGUGAAAUACGUAACGAAGACCACAUUAUCUGGUCUAGUGUUAACUUUAUUUGACAUCUACGUGACAUCUAAGAAAGAGAGAGCAGGAGAGGCCUGAGUAAUGGCGAGGCGCGACGUGGUGUACUCCUUAAACCCGAAUCGGCCAGCUUUUUCGAUGCUGGACGAUGACGACAUUGCAUCGGAAUUCCUGAAUACAUCAAGUGCUACCUACUUGGCAGCAGACAAGUUACCCCCAGGGCCAGAACAGCAAGCAGCCAAUGAAGCCGAAAUGAGGCGGCAGGAACUUCUAAAGCAGAUGAGGCAGGUGGAGCAGCGAACAUUAGAAUCGUCAAAAAGGAGUAUUGGAAUGUUACAUGAAUCUGAAAAAGUGGGAAUUGAGACAGCUGAGGAAUUGGUCAAACAAAGAGAACAACUUGAGAACACCGAGAGAAGAAUUGAUGAUAUUAAUAAUACAUUAAGAGAUACACAAAAAAAUAUCAAUAGUAUUAAGAGUGUUUUUAGCAGCUUGAAGAACUGGUGGUCAACCCCGAAACAGACGAACGACAACAGCAAAGCAACCUCCCCCACCUCCCCCACCUCCCCCACCUCUCCUAAUGCUGAGAACCCAGCCGCCAUCACAGCCAACCCAAAUUUAGGCCCAGCCUACGAGAGGAGCCAGAUGUCCGUCUCGACACUGAAGUCCAGCACCCAUCCAGCAAUGCGGCUAAAAGGACUUGAGGAAGAGGAAGAAGUGGAGCCUGACUAUAGAGACUUCCGUGCUAAUGUGACACGUGUCAAUAAGGAACUAGACUCGGACCUAGAUGUGAUGUCUGCUGGUCUCUCUCGACUGAAAGGUCUUGCAAUUGGCCUUGGAACAGAGAUUGAAGACCAGAAUGUUAUUGUUGAUCGCAUUACAGGGAAAGCAAACAAUGCUGACAUCACAGUAGGGGCUCAAAAUGCUCAAAUAAAGAAGAUUCUCAAGAAAUGAGAGGAGCGAGUUUAGAUUAUAUUUUGUACAUUUAUCCCUCCAUAAUGACUAUUUUGGACAGCCUCAUUAUACAUAGCUUAAGCCUAAGAAGGAUCAUCCUCCAUUCGUGAUAUUAUGUAGUAUGGUUUUUGUAUUCUCUUGGUGAUCUUUCUUUGCUGGAUGUUUUGCUUUAAUGAUGCAAGAAAUUAAUGUUAAAUUUGUAUAUGAUCCUAGGUCUCUGAAGAAAUGAAUAUAUAUAUAUAUAUCUAUAUAAAUGAUUACAUAGGAUAUUUUAUGAAAAAAAAAGUCAGUAAAGAAAAAUAUGUAAUAUGAUUGCUGUACUUCAUUUUGCCACCUAUAGAUGACUCUUAAGAUCAUGAAAUUUAUAUCUUAGACAGCAAACAAUUAAUCAGUUGUAUUUGCCAGUGCCUCUUGAAUUGCUGGAGUUUUUUGAGAAGAAGAAAUAGAUUUAACUAAACAUAUUGUCAGUCUCACAUUCAUGUACACAAUCACUCACUUUACUCAUUGCAAACACAUACUUGCUAUUACAUAAUCACUUAUUGAUUCACACAUAUAGCUCUGUGUGUGUGUAAUAGAUUAUACAUGUAUGCCAAGGCACUUGAUAAGUUUUUGGACAUAUUACCUUUAAGGAAAACUUGUUACUCAGGCUUUAAGAUGAAGAUGAAAGCUAGGUAAUUUUAGAUUAAAAGUUGCAUCCAUAUUUUAGAAGAAACAAAAAUUAGUGUAUUGUUAAUUCAGCACUUCAUUGUAUAGCAGUAGUUUUAUUAUUUGUUAUGUUCUAUGGGAAUAUCAGGAUGAAGAAAACAAAUUAAUUACUUUGGUAUGUAUGUAUGUCUACUGUCUGCAUGAUAUUAAAAGUUUGAAUAUAUGUAUAUGGACAAAUUUACACUUUAUUACUUACUUCCAAGAGUCAUAAAACAUUAUAUUCAGUUGCUAGUUUAUCCUCUUAAUUUAAGUGACUUAUGUAAAGGUUUGCUUAAAUUAAAAAAAAGACAUUUUUAGAAUUUUACACCCUUUCUGCAGUAGGAAAAUCAGCAGUUGUGAAUUUUAUAGUAAAUAGUCAUUUUUUAUGUUUAUAUGAAAUUCAAAUAAAUAUGAACAACAGAGCCUUUCCAACUUUUGCCAAUUCAUAUGUGGAAAUGCAUUUUCCUCUUUAAUGUGUCGUGAUGAAGACCUUCCUCUGAUAGAUCGUUGGGGACAGGUUAGUUGUAAGAAAUGUAAUGUUUCUCCCUUUUAAAGAAAAAAAUGCAAUUUGCAAGUUAUACCACAACCUUUUGUCAUAUCUCAGAGAUUGAUGCCAAAGCAAUCUGUUCUGAUCAGGUUCUUCACUUAUUGAAGACAGGGAUUGUAAUAGCUCUUACUCCCAGCUCAGGGCAGCAUAGUCAAUGUAUGGAUAUUGCAGUCCUGUUUAUUCACAACAUGUGAAUUUUCCCUUGACUCAAGAGUUUGUUUGGCUGCAACAAAGUACUUCUUGUGACAGAGAGGGAGAGUGAGAGAGAGUGAGAGUGAGAGAGAGUGAGAGAGAGUGAGAGUGAAUAAUGAAUGAGUGGGUGAGUAAUUGCAUGUGUGCAUGCAUACAUACUGGUAUGCUUGUGUUUGUUUAAUAGUUUAUGUGCAUAUAUCAAUAUUUCCAUUGUUCCCAUUCAUUCAUAUAGGAACAAUAGCCCUGUACAUAGAUUCAGAUGGCCUCUUCAUGUGCCACCUACUCUGGCCAGCCACAGGAACAGGAAAACAGCUUAAAUCAAAACUUCAUGACUGCUCUCCUCUUCUUCACUCCCUGCACAGAACCUGCAGGCAAUGCUUAUUCAUUCAUCUUUGCUAAAGAAGUAAAGAGCAAAACAACAAAU